AUGGAGAUGGAGAUUUGCGGCAACUUGAUGGGACAUUCCAAUCCCAACGCAGCCACUAAUCUCUCUUGGCCCAAUAAUACCAUUACCAAUAAUAACAACAACAGCAACAUUAUUUGGGAGCUUAAUUCCCAACAACCCCAUUUUCUAUACGCCUCUGGUGAACAUAACCCCACCACCCAUUUCCACCCUGACCCUCAUCUCAUGUGCUUGAACCUUGGAAAAAGGCACUACUUCGAGGACUCCAACGCCCCCUCCCUCAUCCUUGGCAAGAGAGCCAAGUCCCCCUUCUAUGCCACCACCGUUCCCCGCUGCCAAGUCGAGGGCUGCCAUGUCGCCCUCGUCAACGCUAAGGACUACCACCGUAGACACAGGGUUUGUGAGAUGCACUCUAAGGCUCCCAAAGUUGUGGUUCUUGGCUUAGAUCAGAGGUUCUGCCAGCAGUGUAGCAGGUUUCAUGUGAUUUCCGAGUUUGAUGAUUCCAAGAGGAGCUGUAGGAGGAGACUGGCAGGUCACAAUGAGAGGAGAAGAAAGAGCUCUCAUGAAUCAGCAAGGAACUGCACCCAAGCAGAAAACAAGUCGAUGACAAAUGGAAUUGCAUACGUACCAUCCCCGACGGGACGUGCUCUCUCUCUUCUGUCAUCGAAGAACGAAUCAUGGGCCAACUCAUCGGAGCUUUCACAGAGGUCAAGCGCCGCGCUCCGGGAACUGAUUGCGGAGAAUCGCGCCGCCAUCCUCGCUCGCCAAUUGAUUCUUGACAGAGACUGGCACUCAAACCAUGGAGCGACGGAUGAUUUCGGAGGAGGCGGCGUUGGAUUCCAGCAGCAGGGAUUGUAUUGCGAGCAGCAGCACAGCUGGGAGAGGAUGAACGAAAAUGGCGGUUCGCAUGUGACGUUGGAUCUGAUGCAGGCGCCGAGCUCGGCGUUUGGGUUACUCUCGGUGAGAGAGAAAUCGAAGGAAGAAGAUGAAGAAUGUUGCGAGUUAUGGAACUCCUUCAAUGAUCACGACCCUCAUGUUGUUUAAAAUUAAAUAUAUAUUAUAUAGUGUAUAUUGUUUGUGGAAUCCAUUUACAUUUCGAAGCUCUAUAAUUCUUUCUUCA
Molecule: messenger RNA, 1096 nt
Organism: Cucumis melo (muskmelon)
Lineage: Eukaryota; Viridiplantae; Streptophyta; Magnoliopsida; Cucurbitales; Cucurbitaceae
Product: squamosa promoter-binding-like protein 7
Exons: 3
Coding region: 1-1020 (339 amino acids)
Cellular component (GO): nucleus
Molecular function (GO): DNA binding
Source: RefSeq, a predicted model, not a curated record